Prunus avium (sweet cherry) is the source of this 800-nucleotide messenger RNA. RefSeq names its product CCR-like protein (gene CCL). The record is from RefSeq and is a predicted model, not a curated record. Gene Ontology annotation, cellular component: chloroplast. NCBI's taxonomy places the organism in Eukaryota, Viridiplantae, Streptophyta, Magnoliopsida, Rosales, Rosaceae.
AGUUUUGUUUUUGUGGACGAAAUCUAAAUCCAUUUAGUUCACCACCAAAUUCCCAUUCAAGCAGAAAGCUAACAUCUUAUCCGGUCUCAAAAAAUCUAUGCUACCUUAUCCAAUAUCCAUCCAAGUCAUUGCCCGGGCUGAUAUAUUAUAGUGGUGAGCUUUUGCCCCUCUUAACUCGAGCAAAUCAAAACUAACUUACUUCCAACAAAAUGCAGGCCAUUCUACAUCUCCCACCACCAUCUGUAUCACCCCUUGCCCUUGCAACACCCACCACCACCAAGUCCCUUGCCUUGCCAUGCAGCUCCUCCAUUCCAAGGCUACUAAAAUCCCCAAGGUGCCCCCCACUCAAGGCAGCCAAUGUCACAGAAGACCCUUCUGCUGUUGAUUACAGCUCCAUCACUUCUGUUUUUCCAGCAGAGGCUUGCGACACAAUCGGAGGAGAAGCUUGUGAUGUCGAAAUGUAUCCUGAGGUGAAGCUCAAACCAGAAGACAGGGACAACACAGCCAAGACUACUUCUGAGCAGUUGGAUAGAGAUUAUCUGGAGUAUGACAGCCCCAAGACGGUCUUUCCUGGAGAGGCUUGUGAUGAUCUGGGAGGAGAAUUUUGCGAGCCUGAGUAUCAGAGAGGGGUUCACUAGGCGCUCCAUGAGAUCUUUUCUUUUCUCUUCUCAGCUCUAUUGUUGACUCUAAUAAUUUUGUGAAUAAUUACUAAUUGGAAGGGUAGCUGGCAAUGUUCUUGAAUAAUAAAUAAUGAACAUGAACAGGUAAGAAUAGCCCAGUUGGGAAAUUCUAGUUGCAAA